Drosophila virilis is the source of this 853-nucleotide messenger RNA. Lineage: Eukaryota; Metazoa; Arthropoda; Insecta; Diptera; Drosophilidae. The record is from RefSeq and is a predicted model, not a curated record.
UAACUUUCGAGAUAUCGUUGUGGAAAUUGUCAGACAAAUAAGAACUGGAAAAUCUAGAAAUUUGAUAGCGCUCAUAUAACCAAUAGCUGAUACUUAAAGCAAAAGUUCAAAGGAAGAUAAAUCUUAAAAUCAAAACAUUUAACACGUUCUCGGAUCUAUAAUUCCUGACCAAGGAAAACAACUAAAUUAUACGUAUAAUUUAUGGAAACCACAAAGAAUACGGACCAAACCGAUAAAUCCCUAUAUGAUUGCAAUAUCUGUUUGGGCACAGCCAAGAAUGCGGUCAUUUGUACUUGUGGCCAUCUGUUUUGUUGGGCCUGCCUGCAUUUGUGGACGCUGACGCCAUGUAGCCAGCGCAGGUUUUGUCCCGUUUGCAGGGUGCCACUGGAUAGGAGUAAAGUAAUACCGUUAUAUGGUCGGAAUUGUGCAGUGCAAGAUCCAAGCGAUACGAUGGCGCCACGUCCUGCUGCACAACGGAUCGAACCUAGUCCAGAAUCUAGUUCAGUCUACUUGGGCUUCCUCUUUGGAUUUCACACAUCUCUCGGCUAUGGCAGCAUUCCGAUUGAGUCCCUUGCAUCCGCGCUGAAUUUAAACGACGAACAGGCGCUGUUUCUUUUCUUCGGUCUUUUUUGUCUCGGUUGGUUGAUGCUCUAGCACACAGAAAAUCAAAUUUAAAUGGGCAUAAUAAAUAUUCUACUAAUUCGACAUGUCCAACUGUGUAGAGCAUCAUAAUCAUAAAUUGUAAUCAGACCUAAAAAUUACUUAUCCAACAGAAUCAAGUAAAUUUAUGAUAUAAUCAAACAAGUUAUUAUAUAUAUAUAUCUCAAAAUAUAUGGAUAUUAUUUUAAUCUAA